This is a messenger RNA of Chara braunii, 2270 nucleotides long. The record is from the annotation of a GenBank genome assembly. NCBI's taxonomy places the organism in Eukaryota, Viridiplantae, Streptophyta, Charophyceae, Charales, Characeae.
GGGAAACGACUAGAGGUUACCAACAGGGUGCAUGGAGAGUAAAGUGGAAGCUGGUCUCUCUCGUCCGUCGGAAACCGCUGAAAGAAGGGGGGUAGUGAAGAGCCCCGAGUUAGGAGCUAGGCUAAGUAGGGUGGUGGAAGAAAUGACCGAGGGAACGGAAACGGUGGAUAGGGCCAAGAGGGGUCCAGAAACAGCUUUAGGAGAAAGACAGGCCUCGGAGGGGCAAAGAGCUAGCGCGGAAGUGCGGGUGCACAGGGAUGUGGGGCCGCGGGUGCCGGAAAACGAAGGGAUCGUCGAAGCCGCGUGGGGCGUUCCAGUCGAGUCCCUGUGGGCGGACCUAGUGGACGCAGAGGCAAGGGCAAGGGAAGCACCGAAAUUUCCUAAAGAUAGGCCGGGAUAUCGACCACCUAGGGAAGAGGAAGAAGAGGGUCCGGAUAGAAGGGAUUUAAGAGAGGGGAGGUCGGCGGAGGUCGGUGGCAGGCCACGGAGAUGGGUCGAAAGGAUCCUGGAGACCGUCUCCGUUGAGAGGCAGGCUUUGGCAGGACAAAGAGCUGGCGCGGGGAUGCGAAUACCAGCGAGAGAAGGGGUGGUUGAGGGCUCGAGGGGCCUUUCUAUAGAGUCUCGGUGGGCGGAUAUACCGGAUGCGAGAAUGGGAGAGGCUCUAGAAUUUUCGAGGGAUAGGGCAGGGUACAGGCCACCCAGGAGGGAAGAGGAAGGGGGACCGAGUAGAAGGGACCUUAGAGAUGAGAGGUCGGCGGAGGCUGGCAGUAGGCCACGGAGGUGGGCCGAAAGGGAAUCGGAUGCUGCAUGGGCUCCCGAAGAGGUAACGGGGGGGAGUCAGGGAGUGGAUGCCUGGAGAGGCUUUAGGGGGCAGGACCAUCCUCGGUGGGAGACGGAGUGGCCGAAUGAGAGGAGCCGCUACGGGGAAGACCCCUGGGGACCGCCAAGACCCCGGUCACAGACGGAGGAGCCUGAUCCCUCUUGGUACAAGCCGUACGACCCGACGAUCGAUGGGCCCAUGGAGGGACCCUAUUUCCGCCGAUACGACGACCGACAAGUGCCCUACUACGACGUCAACCUAGGUUUGGAGGCGCUUUUCUUCGACGGACGAGACGUGACGGGAUUCGUAGAGAAAUGGAAAAGUUAUGCUUACCGAAAGACCAUUUCAUCCAACACUCUGACCCGGAGCCAGGAUAGAAUGGGGGAGGCGACGAUAUCGGAGGAAGAGAUUGUCGAUAUCAUCCAGGAAAGGAAGGAGACUGAAGGGAAAAUAAUUACGGCCGAUCGGUUGGCCAAGAUGGAUAUAGGGGAUGGCAACCUCACAAGAGAAGAGAGGGAGUUCGUGGCCAUGACCUUGCAAGGCUGCGAUAAGGCCAUAGCGUUCGAUGACUCCGAGAGGGGGAGGAUCGACCCGAGGUACGCUAAGCCGGCCUGGAUCCACACGAUUCUGCACGUACCUUGGAAGGAUAGGCCCCAGUGGAAAUAUGCUCAAAAGGAGAAGGAGGAGAUAGUGGUUUUUAUCAAGGAAAAGAUCAGGACGUUUGUCGCAGAGCCUUGUGAGAGUGCUUACUCCAAUAAGUGGUUCUUUCUGAGAAACGGGAGCAACAACAAACUGAGGUGGAUUCAAGACCUCCAAAGGACCAAUGCGGUCACUAUAAGGGACGUGGGAUCCAUACCUGAGGUGGACCUACUUGCGGAAGGGUCGGCAAGUUGCUCAAUAUACUCGAUCUACGACCUCUUCUCGGGGUAUGACGAGAUCCCCUUGGACUAUCGAGACAGGCACAUGACCGCUAUGCAUACACCUCUAAGGUUGGUCCAAAUGAUGGUGGUGCCGAUGGGAUGGACGAAUGGUGUGGCGGUGUUCCAGAGGGCAAUGAUUGCGGUCCUCAAGGAGUUCAUACCUGAGAAGGUGGAGGUCUUCCUUGAUGACUUCCCGAUAAAAGGGUCGGUCGAACGGGAUGAGACGGAGGUCUUUUCAGGGGUAAGAAAGUUCGUAGUAGACCACAUGAGCGAUGUCAAGGAGGUCCCUGAGAAAUUGGACGAUGCCAACCUUACGGUGAGCGGAACUAAGAGUCGAUGGGGCGUGUCGAUGGGGCGUGUCGUCCAUCAAGAUAUUGGGUUUCAUUUGCGACAAGGGUGGGCGGAGGCCCGAUCCCGAGAAGUUGGAGAAGUUGAUGACUUGGCCGUCGCCGCUUAGGUCGAUAACGGAGGUAAGACAGUUUCUAGGGGUAGUGGGCUACUGGAGAAACUUUAUAAAAGCCUACGGUGAG